Molecule: messenger RNA, 924 nt
Organism: Hirsutella rhossiliensis
Lineage: Eukaryota; Fungi; Ascomycota; Sordariomycetes; Hypocreales; Ophiocordycipitaceae
Product: RNA recognition motif domain-containing protein
Exons: 8
Coding region: 1-924 (307 amino acids)
Biological process (GO): mRNA export from nucleus
Cellular component (GO): nucleus
Molecular function (GO): mRNA binding
Source: RefSeq, a predicted model, not a curated record
AUGGCCAACAAGAUGGACCGCGGGCUCGACGAAAUCAUCGCCGACAGCCGUGGAGAUGGACCCCGCAAUCGACGCGGUGGCGGUGACUCUCGUCGUCGCGAGCGUCAGGAUUACCCCCGCGAGGGCGUGAGAAAGACUUUCCAGCGAGGUGAACCACGAAACCUUGACAGCGAGUGGCUUCACGAUCGCUAUGAAGCACACCAGUCCCGCAGAGAGCCCGCACCUCGACGUCGCCGCGAGUCUCCCGUCCACAGCGAACCUAGAGGAUCGAAGCUUCGAGUCGAAAACAUUCACUACGAUCUGACCGAAGACGACUUGGAUGAAUUGUUCGCAAGGAUCGGUCCUGUCUCGCGUUUGCAGCUGCUGUACGACCGCGCUGGACGCUCCAACGGCACCGCCUACGUGACCUACGAGCAUCGAGACGAUGCGCAGGAAGCUGUGCGCCAGUACGAUGGGGCAAAUGCCAACGGACAGCCCAUUCGCUUGACUUUGCUGCCCGGUGGUCCGUCGCGAAACCCAUUUGACACGGCCGUCAUGCCCAGCCGCCCCCUGGCAGACCGAAUCUCCGCCCCGAGCGGGAGAUCGCGCUCCCUGUCGCCUCGUCGCCGCGUCGACGAGGGCGAGGCGGCCCGCAAAGGUAUCGAUAGGUAUAUUCCAGGCGGCGGUAGCCGCUCCAGGAGCCCGAUGCCCCAGCGUCGCGGCGGCCGUCGCCCCGGAGUCCGACGCGAGGCCAAUGCUAAAGAUGAACAAAGCAACCGCGGGGCCCGAGGCAACCCCCGGUCCAAGAAGACGCAAGAGGAGCUUGAUGCAGAGAUGGAGGACUACUUUGGAGGCGGCGCCGCUCCCGCCCCCGUGGCCGAGCGCGAGCCCACCAACGGCAAUGCCCCGGCUGCUGGGAUCGAUGACAUCGACAUGAUCGAGUAA